AUGGCGGCCACCAGUUGGCGGUGUGACAAGGCCGAGCGGCUCACGUGCUGUGGCCAAGCGGGCGGAGUGAAACACGGAGAGUGGAUCGCCAACAUGGCCAGAGUCAAUCCCCAAUCAAUGCCAAACUCCCCUUACGAGGGUGCUUGCUCAACUCCUGUUCCUGCUACACGUCGUGAUUGGCAUCUUCGACAUACCGUGUUCCAAACUUUCUUGCGAUUCGCCUUUGACGGCUACUUUACGACCCUCGUUGCUCUCACCUUGCAGGGCGCCCUGCUGCUCUCUUCCGCCUUCCUCCGCAUUAUCUUUCACCCCUCGUCUCAACCGCUCGAUACCCCCACCAUUGGCUGA
Molecule: messenger RNA, 348 nt
Organism: Aspergillus uvarum CBS 121591
Lineage: Eukaryota; Fungi; Ascomycota; Eurotiomycetes; Eurotiales; Aspergillaceae
Exons: 1
Coding region: 1-348 (115 amino acids)
Source: RefSeq, a predicted model, not a curated record